AUGUUUAGUGUGAACCAAUCAAAAGAUGAUGAUAAAGACACAGACAGUGUAAUUGACAGAAUGGAGAGAAAAACAGAGACUCUAAAACAGUUGGUUUCAGUGCUUUCUGAACAAGGACUUGUGUUAUCUGUUAAAGUCUUUGCUGAUUGGUUGAUAGCAAACCCAUAUAUCAUUGACACCUGUGCACAAAGUUCUCAGUCAUUGUGGUCCAGACUGUCUGUAUUUUUAAAUCAUCUUCCUGAAGAAACACAAAUUAACAAUGAAGACAUCUGUGAAAGUUGUGAAGCUAUAUCUAUCGUCAAUAGUGCCAUUCAAUACAAUGAUUGGCACCAAACAGUGCCACUAACUGAGGAUUAUGCUUUGUAUAAACUACCAUCUCUUCAACAAGCGCAUCAACAUCUGGAAUAUAACCAUUCGGAAUCUGCUAUGCUGUCAAAAAAAGAUGAGGCGCUUGUUAGAGGUACCUUUCUUCGCCAGUUUGGUUAUCAUCUUGCAAAUUUAACUUCAUCAGUACUGGUUUAUGACCAGGAAAAGUGCUUGUUUCUUGUUUCAUCCCAAGUAACAUUGAACCCUGAUAAACCACCAGCAGAAGAUGAGAAAGCAUCCCUUGCAACAUGGGCUGAAACACAAAUGAAGAUGGCUGAAGAAGAGACUCGUCGUAAUCAACUCAUGAAGGAUAUGGCUCAGUUACGCUUGCAGUCAGAAGUGAAACAACUUGAAGGAAGUCUGGAACCAAAGAACCAGUCCAACUUAUCACCAUAUUUGGUACCAGACACCAGAGUGCUGACCCACCAUCUUAAUAUUAUUAAACAGUUUGCUGCCUGCGCCAGAUUUAUUAUUAUUAUACCACGAGUUGGUAAGUUGAACGCAGAGUACAUAAUCAGAGAUGAAUGA
Messenger RNA from Saccoglossus kowalevskii, 894 nucleotides. RefSeq names its product nonsense-mediated mRNA decay factor SMG5-like. Gene Ontology annotation, molecular function: protein binding; telomerase RNA binding; telomeric repeat DNA binding. Lineage: Eukaryota; Metazoa; Hemichordata; Enteropneusta; Harrimaniidae. The record is from RefSeq and is a predicted model, not a curated record. Gene Ontology annotation, biological process: nuclear-transcribed mRNA catabolic process, nonsense-mediated decay. Gene Ontology annotation, cellular component: telomerase holoenzyme complex.